CCCAAAUCAGACGUCCUAGGGAAGAUGAGAAAGUUCCGGCGCAAGCGCUUUCUAGAACUGCGCUGUUUGCCCAUCUAGAGGCUCAUCUUCUCUUUCAAUUUGUUAAGGGAGAACUUAGGAAAGAAGGAAAGGGUCCCAUCUUGGAUGUACUAUCUGGUUCAACGGAAAAAAAAGAUCGAACACAAUGCUGGUAAGAAAUGGCUCGCACGCUUCAGACGCACCCAAGUCAGUAGAAUCAACGUAGUGUUUUUCCUGGAGCUCGGAAAGCCUUGGAAUUGUCAACUCAGAUCUAGAAGAAUGACAAGAGAAUUAGAAAGCACAUUAGCCUGUUGUUAUUGACUUUCAUGAGAGUGAUUGGCCACCUCGGAAUACCACAUGUACCUUACGGAGUAGACACUUACACUGCACACUACGGAGAGAUCAGUCACCCAUUUUUGAUGGACUGCGCGUUUCGGAUGAGAACGGCAGACCAGUGAGGGAUACCUCACAUUUGCGAGUCCAGGGCCAUCAAUGAACA
This is a messenger RNA of Suillus subaureus, 517 nucleotides long. RefSeq lists its product as uncharacterized. The coding region runs from base 145 to 339 and encodes 64 amino acids. The record is from RefSeq and is a predicted model, not a curated record. Lineage: Eukaryota; Fungi; Basidiomycota; Agaricomycetes; Boletales; Suillaceae. The transcript is spliced from 2 exons.